Molecule: messenger RNA, 2855 nt
Organism: Chelmon rostratus (copperband butterflyfish)
Lineage: Eukaryota; Metazoa; Chordata; Actinopteri; Chaetodontiformes; Chaetodontidae
Product: vasoactive intestinal polypeptide receptor 2-like
Exons: 14
Coding region: 176-1504 (442 amino acids)
Biological process (GO): adenylate cyclase-modulating G protein-coupled receptor signaling pathway; cell surface receptor signaling pathway
Cellular component (GO): plasma membrane
Molecular function (GO): peptide hormone binding; G protein-coupled peptide receptor activity; vasoactive intestinal polypeptide receptor activity
Source: RefSeq, a predicted model, not a curated record
CGCCGCCUCAGUGGAGCUGCGCACGCUGGACUCGUCGCCCCGCAGUGUCGUUCCUGGAUCAGUUCUAAAGACGGGAGCCAACUGGUGUCACUUUGGACUGUUUCAGGAUGGCGGUCAGAUGAGCGCUGAGCUGCUGCUCAGGUGGCUUCAACCCUCCGCUGGAUGAGAUGCGACCAUGUCCUUUACGCACCGGCUCGCCCUGCUCCUGCUGGCCUUCACCUUCAUCCACACGGUUAAUGGAAAGUUUCCUCACUGCCAGUUCUAUUGGGAGAUGCAGAGAGCCAGGAGAGAGUGUCAGACACAACUACAGCAACAGACGCCUGCUAUCACAGGAUGCCGCGGCGAGUGGGACAAUGUGUCUUGUUGGCAGAGCGCGGCGGUCGGCGAGGUGAUGACCCUCCCCUGCCCCUCCCCCUUCCUGCACCUGUUUGGAAAACACGGUAAACUCAGCAGGAACUGUACAGAGGAAGGUUGGUCUGUCGUCUACCCCACCAUCACCACUGCCUGCUGGUCAGACAACACAGUCGAGCCCAACGAGCUGGUGUUCUACAGGGUGGUGAAGAUACUGUCUGCUCUGGGCCACAGCCUGUCCCUCAUCACUCUGCUCACCAGCAGCAUCAUCAUCUGCUUGUUCCGGAAGCUCCACUGUACGAGGAACUACAUCCAUCUGAACUUGUUUGUAUCGUUCAUGCUGCGAGCCGUGGCCGUGCUGACCAAAGACACGCUGCUCUUCUCAGAAGAGGAAACCGCAGACUGCAGCAUCCAGCCUUCGCUGGUGGGCUGUAAGGCCAGCCUGGUGUUCUUCAACUACUUCAUCAUGGCCAACUUCUUCUGGCUGCUGGUGGAGGGUCUGUACCUGCACACCCUGCUGCUCGUCAUCCACAACUACUCCACCCGCCUCUCCAUCUACAUGCUCAUCGGCUGGGGAAUCCCUUUUGUUUUCAUGGUUGCGUGGAUCAUAUGCAGGAUAAACCUGGAGGACACAUGGUGUUGGGAGAUGAAUGAGAACCCUCUCCCCAACAGACUGAUCAACUGGCCCAUCGUAGCAUCCGUCAUCAUCAACUUCAUUAUGUUCAUCAGCAUCAUCCGCAUCCUGCUGCAGAAACUGCGCUGCACCAACGUCGGAGGAAACGACCAAUCACAGUACAGACGUCUGGCGAAGUCCACCCUCCUGCUGAUCCCCCUGUUCGGGGUAAACUAUGUGGUGUUCGUCUACCUGAUGGAGCCGUCCGACAAAAGCAUGAGUCACAUCAAGAUCUUCUUUGAUCUCGGCCUCGGAUCCUUCCAGGGUCUAAUUGUCGCUGUCCUCUAUUGCUUCCUCAACAGCGAGGUCCAGAGCGAGCUGAGGAGGACGUGGAGGAGUCUGUCUCUCAAGCGUUACGUGGGGCGGGACUACAGGCUGCACGCCACGUCAGUCAGCCGAAACGGAACCGAAAACUCCGCCCAGUGUCCCAGGAACUCCAGAGCCCAGUCCAUCCUGCAGACUGAGACCACCGUGCUCUGACCAGGGACUGACGCACAGGACUGAAGCUCGUAUUCACAUAUCGUUUGCUCCUGCAGGGACUGAACCUGGGGCCUGCAGGGACUGAACCUGGGGCCUGCAGGCGUUUCCGAGGUGAACGAGUCCUGGUCGGACUGCGUUCUCUUUCUUCACAGUGGUCUUCGGUUGACGACACACAUGAACCAGCGCCUGCUGAAAUCACACAUGCAUCAGCUAAUUACGAUUAGUUUCAUGUCAUUAAACUUUCUGAAAAGUAAACAAGUUGCAAGUAAAGAAUCUCAAAUAAACAACACACAUAUUCUCAGCUGGGAGAUAUAAGUUCUGUUUGGUGGCUACAUGUAAUUUUGUUUUUUUUGUUUGGAAGAAGAUGCUUCAAAACACGAAACAUUAACCAAAAACAAGUAAACUAUGUUAUUUUACUUUAUUAAUAACCAAACAAUUAAAUGUGGUGGAAAGUUACUUAUUUUGAAAAUCAUGAAUUUAUCACUGUUUUUUUGGAUUAGAGUGAGUUUUAGGGAGCCGCUGGCCUGAUGCCACGUUCACUUCAUGUGACGUCCAUCUGAAAUCUAAACUGCUGUCUCCUUUCGUUUUAAGUCAGACGCGGCCCCAGCGGCCCCCAGCUCGUUUGGCUUGUGACUCCUUCAAAUGAAGCAGCCUCUACCUGCGACCCCCCGGUUCAGAUGAAAUUAUCCAGAUGCACACAAGAAAAAAGCUCAUAGGGAAUCUGAAAAUAAGUUCAAUCAUCUCACAACCUCUCGGAUUUAUCUUGCAGCCCCUUGUUGGGGGUCCAGACCCACAUGUUGAGAACAGGAGCGGUUUACAGCUGGGAGUUCAGGAAACAUACAGGUCACUGUGGCUCAUGUAAAUCAUGAUUAUCCAUUUAUUUUUAUGUUUAUUUAUUUUCAUCUAUAUGUUUGUGCUAAAUUGAGGGUUUGACAGUGUACUUCUCUGUUAUUAUUCUUAUACUGAUGUCUUUGAAUUCAACCAUCUUGGAUUUAAGUGUUUUCCACCAGAAUCUUGCUCAUCUACAAACAGUCGGUAUGACUAAAAGUAUUCAACACAAGAGAAUUAUUGAUGAUACUGAAUGAGAUUUUCCAUACUGUUAUCAGGGAGGCUCGUCCAUCACAUCAGGAUCCUGGAAUGGAAACUGAUCGUGUGAAAUUCGGUGUAUUGAAGUGCAGUACUCUGGACACGUGUGUUGAGUCACAGUAAGACAAGCAGGAUUUCAGUUCUGCUUUUGAACAGCCAAAAGCCGCUCUUGCCUUGAUGGUUUUGUAUGUGCGUGAGGUCGAGGGACAUUUGUACGCAUUUGAAAGCUUACAGCUGUGAAACCUGUGACUCUGUGUGUUUUAUG